Molecule: messenger RNA, 1189 nt
Organism: Aspergillus novofumigatus IBT 16806
Lineage: Eukaryota; Fungi; Ascomycota; Eurotiomycetes; Eurotiales; Aspergillaceae
Product: extracellular proline-rich protein
Exons: 1
Coding region: 414-983 (189 amino acids)
Source: RefSeq, a predicted model, not a curated record
GGUACCUAUCUACCGAGUGAUGAUGACAUAUGAGGUGAUACCUGGACCAGCACAUUGCCGUGCGGCUUUGUCGCUGACCUCCGUUCUUGUUGUUUCCAUCAAUGGUGGCUCCACAGGGAGCACCACAGCAGACCGGGAAUCCCGUCUCGCAACGGGCAUGGACCCUACAUCCGAAGCCCUGACCAGCCUGUUUCUUGUCCUGACUCGAAAACGGAUGGAUAGACUUUUUCAUCCAGUUGUUGAUCAAUUCCUUUAAUGGUUUGUGCUGGAAGUUCUCAUCUAUAAGAAGACGCCUUGUCUCCCUUGAUUUCUUCGACUCCAAGCUCGCUUUGUCUAUCGCAAGCUUGACGUUCAUUUGAAGACAACUUCUACUUUCAUUCUAUCUUCGAAGUCCUUCACUUUUAUACAUCGAAAUGAAGCUCUCCAUUGCAGCAACAUUGGGCUUUUUGGGCUGUGCCCUCGCCUUGCCCGCACCUGUUGCCAAGGAGGCCGACCUGCCAUUCCCUUCCCCAGCUGGUGGCUCUGGUAGCUCUGGCUCUGGGUCCGGCGGUUUUCCAUUCCCUAUUCCUUCAGGUCUACCUAGCGGCUUUCCAACUGGUUUUCCGUUCCCUAUUCCGUCCGGCAUACCAACUGGGUUCCCAUUCCCUAUCCCAUCCGGCCUGCCCACUGGAUCCGGUUCCAGCGGUUUCCCCGGCUUCCCCGGACUGGGUGGCAGCGGAGACUACGAAAAGCGCGAGGAAGCUCAUCGCCGUCGCGACAACCCAUCCGGCAACUUCCCCGGAUGGCCGUGGCCAUGGCCGAAGCCCAGUGGUGGCCAUCACGGAUGGCCAAAGCCGACUGGCUCUCCUUCCUUCCCUCCUGGGGGUAACGGAGGCACCCCUACUGGCGGCUUCCCAGGCUUCCCAAGCAUCACACCUACGCCUACUCCCAGCUCGACUCCUACUCCCAGCGCAACUCCUUCCGGCUACCCUUUCAGGGGUUGAGUGAGCUUCGGCAACUCCGGUCGACAGUGGAAAGUUGAGGCAAUCGACGAUAAUGGGUAGUAGGAGCAAAGGAAACUGCGACGCUUUUGGUACACUGCUGGAUUGGGUACCUGAGGAUUUAUUUAUAUGCUGUCCUUUUCUGUUCUAGAAUGGUCUUGAUUUGUGUAUCUAGAAAGCAGCGAAGUUUUGCAAUCCACAUACAGUCC